Molecule: messenger RNA, 1728 nt
Organism: Dictyostelium purpureum
Lineage: Eukaryota; Evosea; Eumycetozoa; Dictyosteliales; Dictyosteliaceae
Exons: 3
Coding region: 1-1725 (574 amino acids)
Biological process (GO): protein phosphorylation; regulation of MAPK cascade; intracellular signal transduction
Cellular component (GO): cytoplasm
Molecular function (GO): protein serine/threonine kinase activity; ATP binding
Source: RefSeq, a predicted model, not a curated record
AUGAAUAAUCUUUUAUCAAGUCUUUUUAGUAAAAAAAAAAAACAUAAUGAUAAUGAGGAGUUGGUGGAUAGUGAAAAAAGAUCUGUUAUUGUUCCAAAUAAAAAAAGUAACAAAAAAACAAAAGAUAAAAAUUUAAAAGAUGAUAUAAGUUUUAGUAAAAAGAGUAGUUCAAGUGAAGGAAAUGGCAAUAGUGGUAUUAGGGAAAUGGCGGGUGGUAAUGCGGGCGGUGGCAAUGCUGUUGAAGAUAAUGAUGGUGAAUUACAUCCUGUAGUCUAUUGUGUAUCUGAUGUUAAAGGGUUAUUAAAAACUGAUAAAAAGUGGAUUCAAAUAAGUGGUAUCGAAGAAGAAUUCCUAACUCAACAUUUCACUACUGUUUUAACUGUAUUAAACUUUUUAAGAAGAAGAGAAUUGGUAUAUUACAAAUUUAUCGAACAACCUGAACAAAUUAGUCAAAUGAACAAGGAUCAGCAAACUCCUAAAUUUGAUAGUAGAAAUGUCUCAAUCCCAGAAAUAAUUAUUAAAAAUCAUAUUUCAUUAUUAGAAGAGGAUAUUCUUAAUUCACCAUCUAUUACAGAUAAUUGUAAUAGUAAUAGUAAUAAUAGUUUAAAGCCAUUGGAUUUAAAUUUAUUAAAAAUUAAUAGUGAUGAUAUUAAUAUUAAUAAUAACGGUUCUACAACACCAACAUCAAAUAUAAUCUUAACACCAAAUAAUAUUUCAGGUUUAUCAUAUUCAUAUUGUUAUCCAGGAAGAAAAAAGAGAAUUGAUUCAAAUCGUAUUUUUGUUUCACCGGGCCAAUUCUUUAAGUUUCCAGAGGAAUAUGACUUGGCACUUGAAAAGCUAUUAAAUGAAGGUAAUCCAAAAGAACAUUAUAAGAAUUUAGAUUUCGAAGCAAGAGGUGGUUUUGGAAGUGUAUUUGCAGCAAAAAAUAAAACUCCACAUUCAGUAAUGGAAAAGCAAAUGGUUGCCCUCAAGAAGAUGCCUAAUAAAACCAACAAGCAAAAGAGAAUGAAUCUUAGUGAAAUUGGCUUUAUGAAGUAUUGCUCACACCCAAAUAUUGCAAAGUUUUUAUGUUCGUUCCAAAAGUCUGAUGAGUUUUGGUUAAUUAUGGAGUUUAUGGAAGGUGGAACUCUUUCUCAAGCUAUUAGGAACUUCAAAUUCUGUGAAAGAAAGAUUGCAUUCGUUUGUAGAGAGGUAUUGAAGGGUAUUGAAUACCUCCAUAGCAAGAAUAUUUGUCAUAGAGAUCUAAAGAGUGGUAAUAUUAUGAUCAGUGUCAAAGGUGAAGUUAAAAUCAUUGAUUUUGGGUUGGCAAUUGAUUUCAAUAUGGAAAAAGAAGAAAUAAACAUGUGUGGUUCAUCAUACUGGAUGCCUCCUGAGCAAAUUAAUGGCAAGUUUCAUUCAAUCUCUGCUGAUAUUUGGAGUUUUGGUAUUUGUGUGGUAGAAAUGUUGGAUGGAAGAGUACCAAACUACGAUUCUCGUCUCAGAGCAAUGGUAACUGUUGCGACCGAUGGUUUAAAAAUUUCACAAACUGAACGUCCUCUAUGGUCUUUUGAAGCUUUGGAUUUCGUUUCUCAAUGCCUACAGUUUGACCCAUCAAAAAGAUCAAAAGCAAUUGACCUCUUAAAUCAUCCUUUCCUUCAAAAAGCUUGUGAUAUUAAAGAAAUUAUGGAUAUAUUACCCGCUUUGAAUAUGGCCAAUGUUUUAGAAAGACAAGGCUUGUUAAUUUAAUAC